Molecule: messenger RNA, 621 nt
Organism: Gaeumannomyces tritici R3-111a-1
Lineage: Eukaryota; Fungi; Ascomycota; Sordariomycetes; Magnaporthales; Magnaporthaceae
Exons: 1
Coding region: 119-298 (59 amino acids)
Source: RefSeq, a predicted model, not a curated record
GUCGGCGGCGGCGCGGCGCGAGCUGUUUGGGCGGGGCGGGUCGGCGGCGGCGCAGGCGGCGACGGCGUCGCGCGUCAUCAACUUCAACCUGGACCACGAGUACCGCAACAACGAGGAGAUGCGGGCGUCGGGCGAGCUGCAGGCGCCCGCGCGCGCCGUCAAGGGCAUCGCGCCCGGCAAGCACAACCUGCGCCAGCUCGUCAACGCCGUCCAGAGCCAGAAGGACGCGCUCGAGGAGAGCUUUGCCAAGAACAAGUCCACCCAGCAGGAGGCAUCGUCGAGGUACGGGUGGAGGUGAUUUGGGGUCGUAGGGGGGGGGACGCAUCAAGCAUCAGGGGCUCGCGGAUAGUGAAGUCUGAGCUGGAAACAAGACGGCAGGUUGUCAAGGCCAUGGAGACAUGUCUUGUAUGAUAUCACGACGCAUCACAUUUCUGCUAGAUGUACAUAUAAAGAAAAAACUGCAUUGGUGAGGGUAUUCCUAUCUAUGCAGCGGAAUGCUGGAGCCCUCUGGCGUCGAGCAGACAUACAUCCAAACGCCGAAAAUGAGCUAAACAACAGAAAUACAAAAACAAAACAACGACAGACGCCGACUCCUCGCUAUGAUAUGAUGCCCAAACAAAA